AUAGACAUUUCGUAUGUCUCGUUGACCGUACGAAAAUAAUUUUAUAAACACGAGUUAUCAUUAUGUUGUCGGUCAGUGCGUAAGCGCAACUUGACGCCACCGGCCGUCCUAACUUAAGUAGGUAACUUAAUUAACGAAAAAAUGUGCCAAUCUUUAGUGACACGGAUUUUAGUGUUAGUUAGUUAUAUGGUGUUUAGUGUAUCUACCAGUGAUAUGUUUCAUGUGAAAAGUAUGACUACAUUUAGGCCAGAUCAAGUGUCCGAUUAUUUUGGAUAUUCAGUGUCUUUGAGCAAUUUGGGACUCCACGUGGGGGCUCCGAAGGCGAAGAGCAGGACAGUGAAGGGCAUCGCUCCAGGGCUGGUGUUCUCGUGUCCUCUGACAGAUGUCGACAGCAGCAACGCGAGUUGUGACCCACUCGGGAAGAAUGAUAGCUCCAAUCAUCUAAUGAGGAGCUAUAUACCAAAUGAUUUCUAUAAAGAUGACAUGUGGUUCGGAGCUGUUAUAGCUGUGGUACCCAAAGACAAAUUACUGAUCUGUGCCCCGAGGGAGAUGGCGCCGUAUAAAGAUAAACACAUUUUGAUAAACGGUGUAUGUUACAUACGCGGGAAGAACAAAGAACAGGGAUUAUACCCGCUCAGAGAUGAACACCGUCAAGCGUACAGGACCGACGGGGCCAGAAAGGAGUAUGGCGAGUAUGGGUACCACCUGAACUACUUCGCGUACGGACAGGCGGGGAUGUCUGUGGCCGUAACGAAGAACAGCAGCAUCAUUAUAGGAGCCCCGGGAGUGCUGCAGUGGACAGGUACCAUAGUGGAUUUCAAAAUCAGUUCAAAUAUGUUUUACUUCACCAAAGUCCCGACAAUGAAUCCUUAUCAUACUUUGGCAUUGGGGCCAGACGAUUAUUUCGGUUAUAGUGUUGAGUCAGGUGUUUUCGAGGAGACCGGGAUUAUUUUAAACGUAGCGGGAGCGCCUCGUUCUGGCAAAGGAUAUGGACAGGUUCUUCUAUUCGAGCCUACCACCCGUGAAACGGAUCCCUUGAAAAUCAAGGCAAAGCUCAUAGGACCCCAGUUGGGCUCAUAUUUUGGGGCAAGCCUCUGCGCCGUCGACAUUGAUGGAGACGGCUUAAGCGACCUUUUGGUCGGCGCACCGAAUUACGCGAAACGCGACGGAAUUAUCAAGUACGACCAAGGGGCGGUGUUUGUCUACAUGUCUAGGAAAGAGGAUUUCCGUUUUGUCCUAAGUGAAUCAGGCCAUGUAAUGGGAUCACGGCAGAGCGGAGCUCGUUUCGGGACUACUAUAGCAGACUUGGGAGACGUGGAUAGCGACGGAUUCAACGACGUAGUAAUAGGAGCUCCUUGGGAAGACAAUGGUGCCGGCGCCGUGUACAUAUACAGAGGCAGUGAGGACGGACUACGUGCUCAGUAUACCCAGAGAAUUCACGCGGAAGGUGCAAAGAGCUUUGGCAUAGCGGUGUCUAAAGGUUACGACGUGGACAACAACGAAUGCAAUGACAUAGCUGUGGGCGCUCAUAACAGCGGCACAGUGCAUCUGUACCGGAGUGUGCCCACCAUACAGGUGCUUUCAUCAAUUAAAGUUCCGGACGCUAAGGACAUGAAGCAAAACGCUACCCACUUUAGCGCUCUGUUCUGCGUCACUGUGCCCAGGACAAGGUCGUCCACGGACUCUGAGAUAGAAAUGAAAGCUACCAUCUUGGUGGACCCCGAAGGUAACAGGGCUAACACACUCGGUGAAGCGGACUACGUUAUCAAAGUGAGAUCCGGCUUUGAUACCUGCGACGAACAAAUCAUCGAAGUUAAGAACCAAUCGGAUUUGUCGAAGCCUAUCUUGCUGAAAUUCAAUUUGGAACCAGUAAAUCGUAUAGAUGAUCUUGUAAAGUUUCCGAGAAAAAUGGCCCGGGUCUCUGGGGACUCCAUCCUGCAUUCGUCCGUCUUGAUACAGAUGCUGAGCGACUGCGGCGACGACCUCGUGUGCACGCCGUGGUUGGAAAUGACCGUGGAACCAUUGGUGAGCCCAUUCGUCCCAGGCGCGGACACAAAGCUCGGCUUAAAAAUCACAGUCAUCAACAAAGAGGAGCCUGCAUACAGCGUGAAGCUAAGCGUGACUCUCCCGUGCCCCCCUCGAAGGUUACUAGAGUUAUGUUCCCUACAAGAUCUAGUCAUGACAUGCGAUCUACCAGCGCCUCUGAAGAGAAACGAAACCGCAGUAUGGGAGGUGGAACUAGAAUAUGCGUGGGACGGAACUGAUGAGAAAUUGAAGGUCACAGCGGAACUUCAAGACCCGCAGUACAUGAGGAACGUCAGCGAGGGUCCGAAGGAACUAGUGAUACCGAUUGCGCCGAAGAGUAACUUCGUGUUGCGUGGAAAAUCGCAACCUAAUAUAACCAUCACGAGAGAUGCGUUUGAGAAAAACACAGAUGUUUUAUUUACUCAUUACUUUGAGAUAACAAAUGAAGGUCCAUCAGAUUUCUAUCACGUGAAAGCCGUGGCAUAUCUUCCUGAAGAGGCUAUUUUAACAGAUUCUAUAGAGGGAGCCACUUUAGAAGACAACGUUCUGAAGUUCAAUGUCGAGAAGCUGAGGGCCAAGACUACGAAUACUUAUUUUUUACUUUUAAAAUAUGACAUAUAUAAAUUCGGUAACCAACUGGAAGAGACAUUAACUAUGAACGUGACGUCGAAAGUGGACAUUUACCUACAACACUACCACGCAUCGGAAACCUACAACGCAUCUAGCAACGUGACCACUACGCUGUUUCUGGAACCAAAAACGCCGAUCUGGCCUCUCAUUGUAGGCUUGGUGGCGGGACUGUUACUGCUGGCUAUAAUCAUACUAGCUCUAUACAAGUUCGGCUUCUUCUCGAGAAAGAAGAAAGAAGAGUUGAAACAUCUCCUCUCUUCGCAGGAAGACCCCUCUUCUUCCAGUAGCCCUUCUACCAACGACCCGAACGUAUCAAGUCAAGAACUGCUGGAUUCCGACACAGAUUGACCCGAUGAUGAAUAACUCAAUGAAUAAAUACUAAGAAAAAAGAGAAUAUUUAAGACUGACUGAUGUAAACGGUUAACUUCUUGUCAUCAUAAUAUUUUUAUUUUUAAGCAUUUAACUGCUAGAUGUUUAAAUCUAAAGAAAAUUUUACUAGAAAAAAUUGCACGCCGACCUAGCAGCCGACGGGAUUUGAACCCACACCCUUCGCUAUCCGGGCGAAUGCACUGACCCUGACCAUUAUGCUGCCGCGAUCCUGAUGGCCGUAUAGAAUUUUCUCUAGCAUUUCCUUUGGCUGCAAGGCAGCGCCCUCUCUUCGUAUUGCCAGUUGAUCACUGCAUUCGCCCGGAUAGCGAAGGGUGCGGGUUCGAGUCACCUCUGCUGCCUGGUCUGCGUGAAUUUUUUUCUAGUAUAAAAUAUUCUUGUUGAUUUUAAUAAUGGAUAUUACAUAUUAUACUGGAUUUUGCUGCAUUUCCACCUAGUGCUGAAAAUAACACCGAGCGAUCAAGCAUUCGUUUGCUCGGUAAAUGGAAUGCUCAAAACAACGUUGCGUUGUUUUGAGCAUUCCUAACCUAGCAAAAGAGCAUUCGUUCUUGUGUCCAGUUAAACAUUGUUGUACGAAUUCGAUUCAUCUAUCAAACGACAGAAGAUUCCCAAUUUCAAAUCUUUAAAAAUAAUGACAUUACAUUUUUGAUAUAACCGCUAGCCGUAGGCAUUACAUUAACAAAGAGUUUACCCAAACAAGGAGGCUGUAACGCAACGGACGUUACAGUAGCUUUAAUUUUUAUUGGAAGACCUGUAUAACAGAAGUGAGGACGUUUAAUAAUGAUGAAAUGUGGUUAAUGUGAUAUUCUUCAUAGCAAAACUGGUCUCAAUAUCUAAUACGAAAAUGCAGUCACCAAAUAUGCACCAAAUUUUAGUAAUAACGAAAUGGAUUGAUAUUUUAGCUUUUCAAAAUAUGUGUUAUGAAAUAUUUUCAACACUAGUCAUAAAAUAGUGUAAGGUAAAGAAAGAGAUGUAAAUUAUUUUAUUUUCUGAAACAAAUGCUGUUGCUUGAUUAAUAAAGGAUUGAAUAACUGUUACACAUCAUUAAAUAAAACUAGUUUUAACAGGUUAAUGCACGAAACUUUAUUUAUUUAUUGACGUUUCGCAGCCUUUUCAGGACUGCAUCGUCAGAAUAAAUGUUACACACCAUAUUAAGUAAUUAAAAUUCUUUGUAUAUUUUAUUUAAUAAUCUAAAUAAGAUUGUUCAAUCUCAUUAAGAUAAAAUGCAUUUCUAAUGAAUCUUUUCGUAUUAAAGGUCAAGGUCCAAGGUCUCCUACCUUGGAUUUCUGCCCAAUUUUGUAAUUUCGUACAAAUUAUAGCAAAACAAUAAAAAGACUAGCUCAUCAAAAUCUCAAUAAAUUCAUUUAAAUUGGUGAAAAUCUGAAUUAAUAUAUCUUGAAAAAGGACAAUCUACGCAUAAAUUACCAUUAUUAACUAGACGCAUGUUAACAUUGACUGACAGUUGACACAUUACUAUUGGUUAAAAUUCAUUUCCUUUAUUGUACUUAGUUGUAUCAAAAAUCACGAGACUGUUUUGUCAUAGCCAAUCUCACUGCCAUAGCCAUCUAUGACAUUGACUUUUAAUAUCCUUGGUACUCGGCCUUUUAGCCAACACUCAGUUGUUUUAUACACUUUUUAUUUUGCUGAGAUUGCAAUAUAAUUAUCUUAAAUAAAACUAGUUUUUAACGGGUUAAUACACGAAACUUUAUUAAUUUAUUGGCGUUUCGCAGCCUUUUCAGGUCUGCAUCGUCAGAAUAAUAUUUUGUUAUUUAAUUUUGUCGAGCUACCUUCGAAAGCGUUCGGUUAUUUCAUUGGAAGAUAUAAAAAAAAAUUAAAAGCCUUCCAAUUAAAUAACCGAACGCUCAAUAAAAGUCUUUCGAAGGUAGCUCGACAAAAUUAAAUAAAAAAUCAUUAUUCUGCCGAAAAGGCUGCGAAACGUCAAUAAAUAAAUAAAGUUUCGUGCAUGAACCCGUUAAAACUAGUUUUAUUUAAUGAGUGAUGUGCGUGAAAGCUAAGAAACAAAUAUAAUUAUGUUAUAUUGAUAUAUUCGAGCUUUUGUUGAUCAGGUACAUUUUUUAUGAUUUCCGUUGCUUAUUUAAAAAAAGAUGCACUGUGUGUGAUAUAUUAUCUGUGUUGCCAUUAAUUUAAAUGUUUAAGCGGAAUUUUUAUGUGGUGCAAGUGUUUAAUAAAUUAUAAAAUUAAUAAACUCGGCGUAAUUUCCUACAUAAAAAUGCAUCAUAAUAAUUAAGGUAUAAGAUUGGGCAGAGUUGUAUGGAGAAAAUAAUGGAUCUUUUAGAAGAUUUAUAUAAAAAUAAGUUCUUAUUUAUUGCAUAACGAUGUCUGUAUUCUAAAAUAAUAAGAAGUACCUAACAUACUAGAAUUAAUGAAAUACCUAGUUACUUACCUACUUUUUUAUAUUUUGUGUAUAUUUUUGGAUAAAUAAAAAGUAGAAUAUAAACUAUACGCAACUGAAGUAUUCUUUGAUUUUCAAGAAUUCCUUCCUUAAAAAAAGUUAAACUGUACCCCUAGCACGAACCAAUAUCGAAUUUGUAUCGUUUGCGAGUCCGAAAUGUCAUUGUCAAAUGUGUACUGAUUUUUAGUUCUCGUUAGUCGUCGUUCAAGUUUCCAUACAAAAUUUGACAUUGACAUUUCGAUUUGCAAACUAUUCGAAUUUAAUAAUGGUUCGUGCUAGGGGUACUGUUGGGAACAAAAAAGUACCUUUAGUAGUUACCAAGUAAUAACUAGCGCUUAGUUCAGAAAGGUAUAUUAGUUUUUGGGCUAAAAAUAUUUUAUGAACCCUUUUUUAAUUCUUUUCUUUCAGUAAAACUACACAUGAUAUCUGAUAUUUGCAUGUCACAAUAAUAAAAUCUGCUAUUUUAGGCCUUCAGUGAUUUGUUAUAAUAAAAAUUAAGACCAAAUAUGUCAUAGUUUUAAGAACUUUGGAAUUAAUAUUGUUUAUUUCAAUAUACUUACACAAAUAUUUUUG
Chilo suppressalis (striped riceborer) is the source of this 6028-nucleotide messenger RNA. NCBI's taxonomy places the organism in Eukaryota, Metazoa, Arthropoda, Insecta, Lepidoptera, Crambidae. The record is from the annotation of a GenBank genome assembly.